Molecule: messenger RNA, 4096 nt
Organism: Cyprinodon variegatus (sheepshead minnow)
Lineage: Eukaryota; Metazoa; Chordata; Actinopteri; Cyprinodontiformes; Cyprinodontidae
Gene: hspa12b
Product: heat shock 70 kDa protein 12B-like
Exons: 13
Coding region: 27-2090 (687 amino acids)
Source: RefSeq, a predicted model, not a curated record
UUCUGCAGAACCUGGCUCCAGUAAAAAUGUCUGAGGAGGUUCAGCUGGAUACCUAUCUGCAGAUACCAGGUGGGAAUGUAUCCACCCCAUCUUCACCAGCCACAUCCAGGAAUGAAUGCAGCAUCACACCUCUCACACCCUCUCCCUCACCGAGGGUGGAAAUCAGACCCCGGAUGGCUUGUCCAUUCUCUGUUGUCGUCGCCAUAGACUUUGGGACGACCUCCAGCGGCUAUGCUUUCAGCUUCACGCAGGACUCUGAAGCCAUACACAUGAUGAAACGUUGGGAGGGCGGUGACCCCGGAGUGGCCAAUCAGAAGAGCCCAACUUGUUUGCUGCUCACACCUGAUUUGCGGUUCCACAGUUUUGGGUUUGCAGCACGAGAUUUCUACCAUGACCUGGAUCCAGAGGAGGCCCAGCACUGGCUUUACUUUGAUAAAUUCAAGAUGAAGAUCCACAGCACAAGUGACCUCACAAUGGAGACGGAGCUGGAGGCUGUUAACGGUCGAAAAGUUAGAGCUAUUGAGGUGUUUGCACAUGCUCUCCGCUUUUUCAGAGAGCACGCUCUGAAGGAGGUGAAGGACCAGUCAUCUUCAGUGCUGGAGGGAGAGGAAAUCAGAUGGGUGAUCACCGUCCCAGCUGUGUGGAGACAACCGGCCAAGCAGUUUAUGAGAGAAGCUGCGUACCUGGCUGGGCUGGUGUCUCCUGAAUGUCCUGAGCAGCUCCUCAUCGCCCUGGAGCCCGAGGCCGCCUCCAUCUACUGUCGGAAACUUCGGCUCCACCAGGUGAUCGACCUGAGCAUGCAGCCAAUUACCAACGGCCUGGAACUGGACGGAACCCGGCCCUUCGACUCCAGCUUCAGACAAGCGAGGGAGCAGCUGAGACGAUCCAGACACAGCAGGACCUUUUUGGUGGAGAGUGGAACAGGGGAGCUGUGGUCCGAGCUACAGACCGGUGACAGGUACGUUGUUGCGGACUGUGGCGGAGGAACAGUUGACCUGACAGUUCAUCAGAUUGAACAGCCACAGGGGACCCUUAAAGAGCUCUACAAAGCCUCAGGGGGUCCAUACGGUGCAGUCGGGGUGGACUUGGCCUUCGAAGCCAUGUUGUGCCAGAUUUUCGGUGAGGACUUCAUUCACAGCUUCAAAGCCAAGCGGCCGGCAGCCUGGGUGGACCUCAUGAUUGCUUUUGAGGCGAGGAAACGGACGGCGUCCCCAGGAAGAGCCAACGCCCUGAAUAUAUCUCUGCCCUUCUCCUUCAUUGACUUCUACAAGAGACACAGAGGACAGAGCGUGGAGGCCGCUCUGAGGAGAAGCAAUAUGAACAUUGUGAAGUGGUCGUCUCAGGGGAUGCUACGGCUGACGCAGGAAGCAAUGAAUGAGCUCUUCCAGCCCACCAUCAGCAAGAUAGUCAAACAUAUAGAGGAGUUGAUGGGGAAGCCAGAGGUCUGUGGUGUCCGUUUCCUGUUCCUGGUUGGUGGUUUUGCAGAAUCACCAAUGUUACAGAAAGCAGUCCAAAGAGCACUGGGAAGGACCUGUCGCAUCAUCAUCCCCCAUGAUGUUGGCCUAACCAUCCUGAAGGGUGCCGUUCUCUUUGGGCUAGAUCCCACUGUGGUCCGAGUGCGAAGGUGCCCUGUGACCUAUGGAGUGGGCGUCCUCAACCGCUUCGUGGAAGGACGACACCCUCGGGAAAAGCUACUCAUCAAGGACGGGCGCGAGUGGUGCACGGACAUCUUUGACCGCUUUGUCUCCGUAGACCAGUCAGUGGCUCUCGGGGAGGUCGUUCGACGAAGCUACACACCUGCUAGGGUGGGCCAGCGAAAGAUCAUCAUUAACAUCUACUGCAGCUCAAAAGAUGAUAUCACCUAUAUCUCUGAUCCGGGCGUCAGGAAGUGUGGGACAAUAACCUUAGACUUACCGGAACCGUCGGCACCACCUGGAGCGGUGGGAGGAGCAGGAGCAGUAGUGGCUGGGCCAGAAAGGAGGGAGAUCAGAGCUACCAUGCAGUUUGGAGAUACGGAGAUCAAAGUCACCGCAGUUGAUAUCAUGUCUAACAGGUCUGUCCGGGCUUCCAUAGACUUCCUGUCCAACUAAAGUAGGGCAGCAGCCUGAUGAGACUUGAAAUCAACACAACCGAUUUAAAGCAGACGGAGUUUAUGAUGUUCAGUCAGCAUUAAACAUUUUCAUGAACUUUCCUUGUUCAACUUUCUCUGGACAGAAAUGGGAAGACUCUUUGAUUCAAGAGUGAAAUGCUGGAACAGAGUUAUCCUAGGUAUUGCUUAUCAACACCAAGGAAUGAAUCACCUAUAGACCCUACGAAGUAUACUACCUAGAAUGUUUAUUUUAUCCUCAUAUGAUACUCAGUACCUCAUUUAAAUCCUUAUAUGAAACCUUACUGGACUAUCAUUUUAUCUAAUAUGGUAGUGCUCCAUCUAGUGGUAAGAUGACAAAACUACAAGCUAAAAUAUAUGCAUUUACUGAAGGAUUGUGGCAUUAUCUCCAUUUGAAUGUUUUUGACAGCGACAUACCACUGCUAUGGUGUUAAAUAUUUAGUUGAGUCUGAUUUGUUUAGUCCUAAUGAAGUCUGGUUUGUGUUUUAAAGCAUUUUUUUUACAUUUUAUAUAGAAAUUUUACUCAGCUAUGAUCUGCUUAAGAUUACACUUUUACAAAAUGAAGGACAGUGUGUUAUUUUUGAUGGAGGUUUCAUUUUUAAGGGGGAAAAAUUGUCAAUUUAAAAAAACAAAAACCCUGCAUAUAAUGAAGCUCAAACACAUGAAAGGCUAAGGACCUUCUUCUUGAUAGUGACUGGGUUUUUACAAAUCACAGAAUAUUAGGUCACAUCUUGGUUUUCGUCACAGAUUUUCUCUGUGAUUUUCUCUCACUCUUUGCCUCUACAUUGCUAGAAGAGCAAACCACACCUCAGUCAAUGUUAUGGACAAAAAGAAAAAUUGCUGGUGGUUCAAGAUCUCUCUCUAGAUUCAACCCUGGUCCUCACCACCAAAAUUCCUGCAUGUUUUAUUGUCUCUUCUCCAGAACAUCUGAAUCAAAUAACUGCAUAAACUUCUUAGCAGCCAUCAAGAGCUGCAGGGGCUGGCUGAUCACUUAUUUAUUAAAGUUAGGUGUGUGGAGGCAGGGAAAAACAAAACAGUUUCUUACUUUCUACUGCUUUGACCCAGACUCUUAUGAUCAUGGUAUUUUUGUGAGGUUCUGCAAAGAUAUUUUUCGGUAUAUAAGUUGACUUACUGGAAGAACUGUUGGCAAUGGAAGUAUAAGUCCAAAUUCUGCAGAUAUAGCAAGUGUGAUUGUGUGAGAGACACGGAUAAGGAACGCCACCUGAAGUGUUUUUUAAGGACGUGAUGUAAAAUAUUAGUCCCAACGCCUUGGUUCUUGAAGUUUUAAAAUACAUGAAUGUAACAAUGAUGCCAUUAGCAGGACUUUGAAGAAACGGGAUACAAUUUAGCCCCGUAUGUUGGACACGUCAAAAAUGAAGGACAGAAGUUUGGAUGGAAGAGUAUCUGGAGAGAACCCACAAAUGAACAGGGAGAAAAUGCAAAAUCCAGAGUUCAAACCCGGGACUUAUAUCUGAUUCCAUCUUUAAAAAUAUGUUAUUUCCCCAAAAAAUAAAAUCCCUAUAAAAGCUACUUUACGAUUACUGCCACUUUGGCCCAUUUCUUUCAGACAACUGGGUUUGUAGUCUCCCUUGUUUAUACCUAUAUAACUUUCCUUACUAUUGUCUAUAAGGCUGAGACCAGUACUUUGUGGUGGCUAUUAUAGAAUUGUGGCUUUCUUCUUACGCCUCUUAGUGAUGAAUAAGCCGAUAAAUUAGGGGUCAUUUUCUAUUUGAGAGACACAUUUGGGCCCAGGUUCUAACUGCUGUUACCCCGAGAUGUUGGUUUAAUAUUCUUAACACAGUAUAUUAUCUGUUUUGUCAAGUGCAUUAGUCCUUCCUAAAAAAAAAAAAUUUAAUGAUACUGCUAUCAUUGUACCUCAUUACUGGAAAAGUGUUCUCAGGCUAAGCGUACCUGCAACACGAUGCAAAAUUUAGAUGCUUCACUAACCAACAUCCAUCAGAUGCCUUAAAGCUACGACAAGUUUUUGCC